Messenger RNA from Peromyscus eremicus (cactus mouse), 2842 nucleotides. It is a transcript of the gene Map4k2, whose product is annotated as mitogen-activated protein kinase kinase kinase kinase 2. Gene Ontology annotation, molecular function: ATP binding; MAP kinase kinase kinase kinase activity. The coding region runs from base 36 to 2501 and encodes 821 amino acids. Lineage: Eukaryota; Metazoa; Chordata; Mammalia; Rodentia; Cricetidae. The record is from RefSeq and is a predicted model, not a curated record. Gene Ontology annotation, biological process: protein phosphorylation. The transcript has 32 exons.
CAGCUUGCGCCGGCCGGCCGGUCCGGCGCCGGGCCAUGGCGCUGUUGCGGGAUGUGUCGCUGCAGGACCCGCGGGACCGCUUCGAGCUGCUGCAGCGUGUGGGGGCCGGGACCUAUGGCGACGUUUACAAGGCCCGUGACACCGUCACGUCCGAACUGGCCGCGGUGAAGAUCGUCAAGCUAGACCCAGGGGACGACAUCAGCUCUCUUCAGCAGGAAAUCACCAUCCUUCGUGAAUGCCGCCACCCCAAUGUCGUGGCCUACAUUGGCAGCUACCUCAGGAAUGACCGCUUGUGGAUCUGUAUGGAGUUCUGUGGAGGGGGGUCGCUGCAGGAGAUUUACCACGCCACGGGGCCCCUGGAAGAACGGCAGAUAGCCUAUGUUUGCCGGGAGGCACUGAAGGGGCUCCACCACCUGCAUUCUCAGGGGAAAAUUCACCGAGACAUCAAGGGUGCCAACCUUCUGCUCACUCUGCAGGGUGAUGUCAAGCUGGCGGACUUUGGGGUGUCAGGUGAGCUGACGGCAUCUGUGGCCAAGAGGCGGUCUUUCAUUGGCACUCCAUACUGGAUGGCGCCAGAGGUUGCUGCCGUGGAACGCAAAGGUGGCUACAACGAGCUCUGUGACGUCUGGGCCCUGGGCAUCACUGCCAUUGAGCUGGGCGAGCUGCAGCCACCACUGUUCCACCUGCACCCCAUGAGGGCCUUGAUGCUCAUGUCGAAGAGCAGCUUCCAGCCACCCAAGCUCAGAGACAAGACACGUUGGACCCAGAAUUUUCACCACUUCCUCAAGCUGGCCCUCACCAAGAACCCCAAGAAGAGGCCCACAGCUGAGAAGCUUCUGCAGCACCCAUUCACAACCCAGCAGCUCCCUCGGGCCCUCCUUACCCAGCUCCUCGACAAGGCCAGCGACCCCCACCUAGGAACCCUCUCCCCUGAAGACUGUGAACUGGAGACCCAGGAUAUGUUUCCAGAUACCAUCCAUUCCCGGGGCCAUCAUGGUCCGGCUGAGAGGACCCCCUCCGAGAUCCAGUUUCACCAAGUGAAAUUUGGUGCCCCCCGCCGGAAGGAGACGGAUCCUCUUAAUGAACCGUGGGAGGAGGAGUGGACGCUGCUGGGAAAAGAGGAACUGAGUGGGAGCCUGCUGCAGUCGGUCCAGGAGGCCCUGGAGGAAAGGAGCCUGACCAUUCGGCCAGCCUUAGAACUCCAGGAGCUGGACUCCCCAGAUGAUGCCGUGGGAACCAUCAAACGGGCCCCGUUUUUGGGGCUGCCCCUUACUGAGCCAACACCUGAUGACAAUGCCCAGUCCUGCUCCCCAGGAACCCUGUCUGCACCUCCACCUGGCCCUGGCAGCCCACCAUUGCUGCCCACUGCCUGGGCCACCCUGAAGCAACGGGAGGACCCUGAGAGAUCAUCCUGUCACGGCCUUCCUCCCACCCCCAAGGUGCACAUGGGUGCCUGCUUCUCCAAGGUCUUCAAUGGCUGCCCCCUGCAGAUCCACGCUGCUGUCACUUGGGUUCACCCUGUGACUCGAGACCAGUUCCUGGUAGUCGGGGCUGAGGAAGGCAUCUACACCCUCAACCUGCAUGAGCUGCAUGAGGAUACACUGGAGAAGCUCAUCUCCCAGCGCUGCUCCUGGCUCUACUGUGUGAACAAUGUGUUGCUGUCACUCUCAGGGAAAUCCACGCACAUCUGGGCGCAUGACCUUCCAGGGCUUUUUGAGCAGCGGAGACUGCAGCACCAGGCUCCCCUCUCUAUCCCUACCAACCGUAUCACUCAGCGCAUCAUCCCCAGGCGCUUUGCCCUGUCCACCAAGAUCCCUGACACCAAAGGCUGCCUGCAGUGCCGUGUGGUCCGCAACCCCUACACAGGCAGCACGUUCCUGCUGGCCGCCCUGCCUGCCAGCCUGCUUCUGCUGCAGUGGUAUGAGCCCCUGCAGAAAUUCCUGCUGCUGAAGAACUUCUCCAGCCCUUUGCCCAGCCCGGCAGGGAUGCUGGAGCCGCUGGUGCUAGAUGGGAAGGAGCUGCCACAGGUGUGUGUGGGCGCAGAGGGGCCUGAGGGACCUGGCUGCCGAGUCCUGUUCCAUGUCUUGCCCCUGGAGGCUGGACUGACUCCAGACAUACUCAUCCCGCCUGAGGGGCUACCAGGCUCCGCCCAGCAGGUGAUCCAGGUGGACAGGGACACGGUCCUGGUCAGCUUCGAACGCUGUGUGAGGAUCGUUAACCUGCAGGGUGAGCCCACCGCUGCACUGGCCCCGCAGCUCACCUUUGACUUCCCUAUUGAGACUGUGGUGUGCCUGCAGGACAGUGUGCUGGCUUUCUGGAGCCAUGGCAUGCAGGGCCGAAGCCUUGACACCAACGAGGUGACUCAGGAGAUCACAGAUGAGACCAGGAUCUUCCGAGUCCUGGGGGCCCACAGGGACAUCAUCCUGGAGAGCAUUCCCACUGACAACCCUGGAGCACACAGCAACCUCUACAUCCUCACAGGUCACCAGAGUAGCUACUGAGCUGUCGCCCUGGCGGCGCCCAGGCCUCAGUUGUCACCUCCAGCCUCUGCUGGGGCCCCAGAGGGCCGACCUGAUUCUGAGAAGUGUUGGGGGGCAGGGAGGGGAGGUAGCCCACCCCCCUCAGCAAUAACUGGACCAGAGGAAGCUGCGACCACCUACCCUCCCUGCAGUGUUACCCCCCAGUGCAGGGGGCCCUGGGCGGGAUGGGGCUGCCUGGCUGAUCCAUUCCAUUUUCUCAUUUUUCCUUUCUGUUCUUUCUGCCAAGAGCCUGCCCCAGGUUCUAUCCUGGGCAACAUGUAUUUAAGAGAGAAUUAUAUUGGUAUUAAAGCUGGUUGGUUUUA